Magallana angulata is the source of this 5602-nucleotide messenger RNA. Its product is annotated as inactive tyrosine-protein kinase 7-like. The record is from RefSeq and is a predicted model, not a curated record. Gene Ontology annotation, molecular function: ATP binding; protein binding; protein kinase activity. NCBI's taxonomy places the organism in Eukaryota, Metazoa, Mollusca, Bivalvia, Ostreida, Ostreidae. Bases 1258 to 4545 code for a protein of 1095 amino acids. Gene Ontology annotation, cellular component: plasma membrane. The transcript has 17 exons. Gene Ontology annotation, biological process: cell adhesion; axon guidance; protein phosphorylation.
UUAUUGUUUGGGUUUUUUUAUGACUACUUUAUUGCUAAUGGUUUACUGGUUUUUGUGAUAUAGUAUCGGAAAUGUGUACAAAUAGCGAGCAACAGUGAAGGGAUCUCCCAAGACACUUGCUGUUCAGAAAUUUUAUUGUCCACUCAACUCCUUUCUUUUAUGGCUCUAAUUGUUGUCUUCUUUAAUUAUUUAGUAUCACUUGAUAUUACUUUUGGAAACCAUAAUUAUUCUCUCUCUCUCUCUCUCUCUCUCUGAGAAACAUCAAUUGAUUCUUUUAAUCUACAAUUAACAGCGUUACAGAAUUCCCUCGCGGUCUACAUUCACGUACGUUCAUCAUGCUUUUAUGCAAUAGAACGUUUUAAUGCGAGAAACAAUCUAGGUAUAGUGAGAAAUUCCACAAUCUCGUAAUUCCAUUAACACCUCAGCGUAUUUGCAUCUGAUCGAAAUUGCGUUAUUUUGCAGGGUAGGGGAGUUGACAUUGUUUUCAAAGUCGCUCAUUAUUUCAUUUUUUUUAAUAAACCAGAAAAAAAUAAUUAUGCUUUUUUUAAAAAUAUAAAUUAUUGAAUGUGUGAAGAAGAAAAAUGAUUUAAAAGAGUGUUUUUAAACUAAAAUUAGGUUUGUCUUAAAUAAAAUUAAAUUAGGUUGUAAAAGAAAUUUAAUGAUUAAAUGCGCAAUGAAAUGAUGUAAGCUAGAGACUGCUGUUUUGGGUUUUUUAUAGCCCCGCCUAUUUCACAGAUCGCGACCAAUCAAAAAAUUGCGAUUGUUGUAAACAAAAACGCACAUGGUGAAUAGGAACACACUCUCCGGAGAAUCCCCAUUGAUAAGCGUAUCAGACUGGAGAUAACUUGUAGAAUACGGAUAUGUAUCCCCCUUUUUCUUAGACUCGGUUGUUGAGAUUUGUUUAAAGGUAUCAGGAAUUGGACGUGCUUAGGAUCCGACCAGCUUAGCUCUCUUUAUCUUUGUCAACAAAGGCGCGCGCCGGUCCCCGAUUUGCUGUUCCCUAACCCUGCCUCCUGGCGGAGUGAUAUAUUCCACGGCCUCUCUCACCCUCAGCAAUACAAUCGUCAACACGUGAAGAAAGUUUUUUGAGAAUCAAUAGUGAUAUUUUUCACGGUAUAUCGUAUAUAUAAAUCUCCCUUGAGUUUUAUAUGAGCUGUGAAAUGCAAAUGAACGGUGUGUGACAGAAAAACAAAGUAGUGAAAGUUUGAUUUUAUUUAGAAUUUCUGAUGCUCUGACAGGAUUUACCAUUUAUACAGAAUGGAUGACAGAAAUUGGAGGAUAAUUAUAUUUGUUAGCUUGUUUCACAUCGUUUUGUCACAGGACACCUUUUACUUCAGUUCCAAACCUGAAGACAUGGAUGUGAUCGAGGGCUCGGAAGUCCUGCUGCGUUGUGAUGUGUCCAAUCGCCAGCACAUAGUGUUCAGCUGGGCCCACAACAACAAACCUAUAGUCCCCACCAGCCGGCGCUUUCAGGAGGGGAGCCACCUUCAUAUUCUCCGUGUCACACGAGAGGAGGACUCCGGCACUUUUUCAUGCAUUGCGACUAAUAAAACCUCAGGGUAUUCCCUUGUCAGUGAGGCUGCUCUCAACAUACAAUGGAUAGAUAAAAUAGCCACUGUAGAACUGAAGCGCCCAAAACCGGAGGAGCUGGUCCUGAAUACAGAGGUUCUACUGAAGUGUCAAAUCACAGGCAAUCCAGACCUACUGUUUGACUGGUACCACAACACUUUCAGAUUGUUUAACAAGAACAGAAUUAAGAUAUUGGACAAGGGCUCCAAAGUUCGCAUCACAAAUGUUACUGCGGAGGACAACGGCAUCUAUUCAUGUCGUGCGGAGAAUACUGCUGGCGCCCGCUACAGUUCCGAGAACUUCCUGUUGAACGUCAAAGCCCCCGGUACCCCUCAUCUGAUUGAGAGCCAGUUCACACGAUCCCUGACGGUCCUGAGGAAUGACCCUGCUCGUCUGGAUUGUCCAUUUACAGAAGCAGUUCGAGUUGACUGGUUCUCACUCCAUGAAAAGAUAUCCAACAGUAGCAGGUACCAAGUCUUUGAGAAUGGCUCAUUGUAUUUCCCAAGGGUACGGUCCUCAGACGAGGGGAUCUACAGGUGCGAGGGCCUAGGAGCUAACCGGAGAAUCCCCUCCCAAACCUUCACCUCAGAGAUCUUCAUUGCGAGUCUAGAAGAGUUCAAGAUGGAGUCAUUUGAGCCUCGUUUAAUUUCCAACUUUCCAAUUGUCAUCCCCAUGCACACUCGAUUUGUUGUCAAAGUAUUUCCUCCUGAUGGUCGACCAAAACCCACACUGGAAUGGCGGGAUCGAAGUGGUCUAGUUAUUGGGCCAAGUGGUAACAUACAUGUAAACGAAACUGACCUGAUUUUUGAAAGACCACAAGAAAUGGACUCUGGCAAUUACACGGCCAUCAUCCGCAACAUUGCCGGAGAAAAACUACAGAAAGUUUGGAUCAUAGUCUCAGUACCUCCAACUAUUCGGAGACCUCCAUUAAACAUGGCCGUCCAAGAAGACAGUCCAGCCAUAUUGAGCUGUCAAGUGUCAGGAACUCCAUACCCUGUCACCACGGUUAUCUGGGAGAAAGACGGCCAGCUAAUCAGAAUGGGCUCUAUGAGGCACAUCAUUGACUUGGAGCAUGGAACUCUAACAAUACAGCAGACGGAGAUGGCUGAUGCAGGGACGUACAAGUGUGUGGCCAACACCACAGGACAGAGCUUGGUGGAGUCUCAGGGUGCCUACCUCCACGUCAAAAAAAAAUUAAAGUUUUCACCUCCUCCUGAAAAUUCGCACAUUGAGCUAUACCAUGAUGCAUCAGUGACCUGUAAGGCGGAGGGGGACGGACCAGUCCGCAUCAGCUGGAUGAAAUCCUCCCCAGUCAAUACAGCCUCCCACUUCACCACUAUGGGGGGUACCAUGAACUUCUUUAAAGUGCAGAGGUCUGAUGAGGGAAUGUACACAUGCACAGCUUCCAAUGACAAACAAGGCUCCAUUAAUACCACUGUCUACAUAGACGUUGUUGAGAGGCCUAGAUUUCAAGUGUUGCCCAAAAACAUGACAAUCUAUGAGGGCCACCCUGCCAUGUUGCAUUGUGUUGCUAUUGGAGACCCCAGGCCUGAUAUUCAUUGGGACAAGAAUUACUUCCAAGACAUUGACAGCAGCCGGAUCAAGCUGUUCCCCAACGGCACCCUCUUCAUCGCAAAAGUCUACAUGGAAGAUCAGGGAAGAUAUGGCUGCGUAGCCUCCAAUGUCGCCGGCAAAGUUCGCAUCGAGGCCUUUCUGACUGUGACAACAUCCAUUGACUUCACCAUGGGAAAAUCCACAGACGAUGGCUCUGAUAUGAUGAAGACAAUUAUCAUUGCUGUGUGCAGUGCGGGGGCAUAUUUAGCUUUGGUUAUUGCAUUGACAGCAUACUGCAGCUACAGACUCCUGAUGCAAAGGAAAAACAGAAAAGCAACAACCAAGUCAGAAAACGGGCAUCUUGCAGCAGAACAACAUGAGUUACUGGUGAAGGAGCGCGAUAGCGAGUCUCGGAACCAGUGCCGGAGUGACAGCGACAACCGAUCGCAUGCCUCCGGCCUCAGUUCUCACCCCUCACAGUCCUCCUCCUCCUACUCCCGGUCGAGGCGAGGGAGCCUGGACCGACUGGUCUAUCCACGACAGAACCUCUCCUCCAUCGGCAUGUUAGGUAAUGGAGUAUUUGGGGACAUAUUUCUGGCUAAGGCCCGUGAUAUCCGAGACGUGGAGCCGGAGACCUUGGUGGUAGUCAAGUCUCUACUCAUGAAGGACGAGCACCUGUUCUUUGAGUUCAAACAGGAAAUGGAGAUGUACUCCAAGCUGGACCACCCCUUCAUCGUCAAACUGUUGGGUGUCUGUAGGGACCUGGAGCCCCAUUUUAUGAUAAUGGAAUACUGUGACUGGGGAGACUUAAAACAGUUCUUGCUGGCUACAAGGGGUCACAUAAAUGGACGGCCAUUUCCGUCUCGAAUUCCACCUUUGACGCUGGCUCAGAAGCUGACGAUGUACAACCAGAUCGCCCUAGGCAUGGAGCAUUUAUCCAAUCACAGAUUCAUUCACAAAGACUUGGCAGCCAGAAACAUUUUACUGACCUCCAGGAUGGAACUUAAAAUCUCCUCCCUUUCAAUGUGUAGAGACGUGUAUGCUGGGGAGUACUUUUUUCAUAAUCAGAGUUUUCUCCCUUUAAGAUGGACAGCACCAGAAGUGUUGCAAAAGAACGACUAUUCCACAAAAAGUGAUGUGUGGGCGUAUGGUGUGUUCAUGUGGGAGGUGUUCAGUCUCGGGGAACUGCCUUACCCCACGCUGACGGAUGAAGAGGUUUUUAGAAAACUUAAAUGCUGUGAUAUUCAACUACCAUUGACAGAGCAAAUUCCAAUUGAGCUGAGAGAUGUUAUAAGGAAGUGCUUGUCUGAGAACCCAAGAGAUCGGCCACAGUUUACUGAAUUAUGUUUACUUUUGAGCGAAUUGAUGACAAAGUGUCAGACAGUCAACCUACCCGUGUCAAUCUCGCCACAUCCAGUAUAGAGAUUUGAGAGGACUAGCAGUCUAAUCGUUCUGUGCUUACUAGAAUAUUACUUUGUGAUGUGCCUUGGAGUGAGAGUAUUGUAUGUGCGUGUUUUUCCAUUGAGGACCAAGUCUUGUGUAGUAGAUAUUGUUCAAAUGGCUUUUUGUGAUAAUCCCUGCCCUCAUCUCAUUCAGCUCAAUGAUAUAGAAAUCCAUUUUCUGUAGUACUGAAUCAUUAGUGCUUUAUCCUCAGAAUUUGUAGAAUGGCAUGAAUUUUUGUUAUAACUGGAUGAGAGUAGUCCAUUAACUGCGAAGCAUGUAAGGAUAAAAUAUUUUGUAAAGCUAAAUUGAGUUUAUAUGUAUGAUUGUGGAGUGUGUGUGUUAUCUGAAGGUUUGUGAUAUAUGACUUGUUGGCACAAUGCUGGUCCAUAGGGUAACGUCGUUCAUUCAGCAGUAUUGUUGUAAAUGUUGCUCCUAUAUCUGUAUGUUUGUCUAAUUGUUUCUUACUCACUGAAGUCAUUCAGUCUAAAUAAUAUGGUCCUCGUGAUCCUCAAGAGAGGAGAACGGAACAUUACAGUAUAUACCUUUGAACAAGAAUAGUGUAUUGACCACUUGUUUUGCUGUAUGUAUGAAAUAAGAGUUAAAGGAAUAGUGCUUGUUAGUGUUGUCUGUUUAUUUUUCAUGUGUUUAGAGAAUCAUUAAUGUAUUGUGUUUUGCAGUUAUUAUCUCAGAUACAGCUAUGAUGUCAUGCUUUGUGUACCAAACCAAGACAAACAUGUUAACUUGCUAUAUACUUAUAUAGUCCAUUUGUUGCUUUAUUGACCAAAAAGAGGCAAUGUGUUGUUGUAAACAAUCUUGUAAAAGUUUGACAAUUGUAAUUGUUAUCAGUGAAACUCCUUGUGUUAAAACUUUCAUAAAAUCCUUGAAUGUUCAACUGUUUUACAGUAUUACCCAAAAGUGUGUACAUGUUUAUGGAUCAUGUUAAAGCUGCCCAAGAUUUAAUUUCUGUUUUAAUAUUAUGAUCUGUAAUUUAUUGUGUCAGAUCUAUGCAAAUAGUAAUAAAUUACUAUGUAAUUUU